Porites evermanni is the source of this 14553-nucleotide messenger RNA. NCBI's taxonomy places the organism in Eukaryota, Metazoa, Cnidaria, Anthozoa, Scleractinia, Poritidae. The record is from the annotation of a GenBank genome assembly.
CUUGGUAGGAUUUUUGACUGCAAUAGAUGGUUAGCAGUGGAUGAAGGAAAUGGAAAGGUACAAAAGCAUUUUAAUGUUAAAUUAUUUUAACCAGCGAUUGCGCAUUCUGAUGGUGCAGGAAGAUUGUAAAUUGUAAAUAGAGAGGUUAAGCUAAUGCGAAUCGGGAAUCCUGGGAUUUGGAAAUCCUAAAUACAACUCAGGAGUAAAUCGGAAUCUAGGUAACGAUUGGAAUCUGGAAUCCAAGUUCCCUGACAAGUCAUGCGGAAUCCAGUGGAGUCUAUAAUCAACAUCAUGGAAUCCAGAAUCCAGAAUCCAAGACUGUCUUGGUUGCCUUGCAUGGGGCGACGGAAGACUAUUUCAUGUUUGCUGUGGUUACAUUCAGGGUCGAAAUUUUGAUAGUUUUGCAACUAAUACAGUAAAAUUAGUAGGUAAAAAACAAAAUGGGCUGUUUAGGAGGUUUGAAACUACAUUAACGUUAAUAAUAAUAAUAACUAGUAAUAGUUGACACUACAGCUGCCCCCGCUCUGUAGAUAGUAUUCUUGCUCCCUGUGUAGCUCUUUGAAAUAUACCGACUCAUAAUGAAGAUGUUUACACAUAUUCCAUACAAUAGGUGAGAAAAAUACAGGAAAUAAACGCGAGGUUCCAUGCACAGUUUCGGUUCGAUUUACACAGCUUUGAUCAAAACAUAAUCAUUCUCAGUUUCAAGAAUAGUUUAUUCUAAACCAUAAGAAGAGAUUUUAUUUAGAAGUUUAAUUUUUCGCUAUUUCUAUUUCACUUUUUACAUUUAGUUCAUUUCAUUUGCCGGAAAGUAAGCCUUAGAAAUUAAAAGGACGUUUGAUCAAUUCACGCUUGAGCAUUCUAGUCUUAUUUGAAACUUUAUAGCGGAUGGACAUCUGUGAGCAGGGAAUAAGUCAGCACAGAAUUUGAUGGUCGGCGAAUUUUUGUAAUCGUCCAUCGUUCUGCUAGUGAUAAGCUAGCCGUUGAAUCAUUCACUCGUCUUGCUUGUUUUGGGCCGAGUCUUAUUCCGGUCAAAGAGAGAGAAAGAGUGCCUGGCAAGGUUCAGCUGAAGGUUUCCAAUCAAAGAUUUGUGAACUCGUGUCUGGCAAACUCACUUAGUGUUAAAAUAUACACUGUUCUACGCACCGUAUAACUUCAUCUGCGCUUAACGAGUGUCUUUUGGUCCAUAACUUUCAUAACAACUGCUCCACAGAAUGUCACUGAUAACACGUAACGCAAAAGAGUAUCGAAGUGUGACUACACAAUUAAUGUCACAAAAUCUGCCUAUUGUAAGCUGUUCCUUCGGGAUUUUUUGUGUUUUACGUCAUCCUCACCAUUUCGUACUUGCGGGCGCAAACAAUAGAGACGUCAUCAUUACCUACCGAUUCCUCGCGGCCCCAGUUCGAGCAAAUCGAGAUUUUUUCUGGUAUACUGACUGCAUAUUUGAACUGUAAGUACUGUCCUUAAUAUACGCGCGAGUUACUAGGGUGCCUCCUCGGGAUUUCGCCUCUGGGCGAAAUCCCUGCGGGGGCGAUAACUUUAUUAAUCUCCUCAAAAAGGCUUUUCAGCUUAAUUUACAAUGUCNCGGGCAGAACAAAAUUUGAAAAACAGUGCCAAACAACGGCAUUGCACAGUUGGGGUGUGGCUGUAUUUUAAACACUGAUAUUAUGGUUAGGGGGCGGAAUUUCAUAUUCCACCCACUUUCACUCCGCUCCCCCCCCCCCCCCGCCUUCUUGAGAGAGUUAUCAGGUCAUCGUCGUAGGGUUUAUUACCAACAGCUCUUUGUCCCCAGUAAUUAUUUGUAGACUUGGUCCCGGUUGUACAACGUUGGGUAACGCUAUUCACAGGAUAAAUCACCAUCUACAAUCCUCGCCAAAAAUUCUUGAAACACCUGUGCACUUCCCUUUCCCUCUGCAAUGUUCAGAUGUGAUUGCAAAGUAACGCGGACACAACAACAUUGCAAAAGGGAUCGGGGAAACUAAAGGGAAAGAAAUUUGCCAAAGUGUUUCCAAGGGUUUUGUCCGAGAUUGUAGUUGAUAAGUGUUAGGGAAACUAAUUGCGUUAUCCAGUCAUUUACGUGGGGUAUAAAGUUAUCCAUCUUUUGAACAAUUGGUGCUUGGGUAGCAGGCACAAAGUUUUGUCCAAUUUCUAGCCCAAAGAAACAUCAACGACAUGGCUAACGGACCUCCAGAUCUAAAGUCCCACGCCUUUUGGGGUUAGAAUGAUUACUUGAACUAUUUUGUCAUAGUCCAUCAGGAUAAUUGAAUGUCUUGUAUUAUUUCUCCAGGUUGAGUGCGAGCUGUUACCAAACGGAAGUACUUGCAACAGUAGCUUAAAAAAGGUUAUUAAAUCACUAGGAAUAAAUUUGAUGGGUUUUUAGGUAGUAACUGGGUGACUAGGGAUCGUUAUACGUUUCUGGGAAACUGCCCACCUACCCAUCCCCUAAGCCAACAUUAACACUUACUUCUCCCUUAGGGCAAAAUGGUGGCUUAGGGGAGGGGUAGGUGGGCAGUUUCCCAGAAAGGCAUAAUGAUCCCUUUUUUGGUAGUAGCUUUGUUAAUUUUAGUUUUUGUAUGUUCUUCUGCAAACCACUAAAGAAUGGAAUUCUGGUUGAAACUAGUUAAAUUUAAUUUUUGCGAAAAGGUUAAAUAAAGACAUUACAAUGUAGCAUGUUUUGUUGAGUCAAAAAGUGGUGGUUAGAAAGGGUAGUUCUACACCUUUUUUUGAAUAAUAGACUCUUUGGCUUGUACGUUUUGUAUUCCCAUUGUAGGUCAUGCAAUAUUCAUGUUUAUAUGUCCGCGUAAUUUUGCCAAAUUACCGAAAGACCCCCUUUUGGAAUACACAACGUACAAGCUAAAGAGGUUUGUUGUUGGAAACGUUAAGUAAAUGACUUUUGUAAAUGUAAAAUAGCCGAGACUGUGGUUGUGGUCAACGUUCAUCACUCUCACUGUAGAAUCAAGUACAUUAUUACUUUUUUUUUCCUUUCUUCCUUUUUCUAUUGUAAAAUUUGGCAAAAUAUAAGUUUUCUGGAAUUUUAACGAAAGAAAACGUAAUUUAAAAAAGUUAACUACAACAUGUCUCAUUAAUCAUUAAGGGUUAUCGAUGGGCAAAAAUGAGCGACAUUCGAAUUUUCAACUUAUGCCACAAAAAGUCGAUUUCGUUCUGUUAUAAAAAAUGACUGUAAAUGUAGUUGUGGUCAACUUUGAUCACAGGCACUGUAGAAUCAAGAACAUAACUACUUUUUCUUUCUUUCUUUAUCUUUCCUUUCUCUCUUUUUUUAUCGUAAAAUGUCGCUUUUUUUUCAGUGCUUUUCUCAACACAUCACAAAGAGCUUUGUAGACUACCACUUGUGGAUAUCGCUGUUGGGUCGGCCAUCGUACAGCCGUUUUACGCGCCCACAGGUGAGUGAAACGACAUAUAAAUUUAAAUACUGUUAAUUUGAGCAUUAUCGCUACAACCAGUUGCAAAAGUACUUGAGACACUGUGCCGUAUUUUGGCAUAAAUGGCCUGUCCGUGAUCUUGUGCUUGUGACCCCCCUCCACCCCUUAUCAAAGUUGCUAGCAAUACAAGACCAUACUCAAAACUUGGAGGAACAACUUUGAAUGGGAGGGAGGAAGGAGGUCAUUAUUAUAUCUCACAGACCUGUGACCAGGAGCGAUUUGAAGCAAGAAAGGUCGUUUUUUCGUGGAAGUGUCUCAACAUUUUUGCAAGUGGUUGUAGCUUGAAGUGGGUAAAUGGCUGGGUAUUUGUUGUGGCGAAGUAUACUGUGGGGCUGUUUCUGGAGACGCAUUUGGACCAAAUAAUAGCCAAUGAAAGAAGUAAGGGCGAUAAUGUAAUCUGCACAAUCCCAUUGUGCAGGUUACAGACGCUUCUCAUUCUGUUUAAAAUGAGGAACUACAAUCGGCGACAAAAUUAGUUGAGACUUUUUGACCGAAAGGGCGACUCUGACGUUUUGCCAACUUAAAAAGAGGAAAAUAAAGCUUUCUCUUCCGUACCCUCGCCAUUCAAUGUUGUGCCGCUGUUCGAGCUACCUGUAGAAAAUAACGAACACCCCAACUUUGAGUUUUUUUGUUCUCCGAAGUUAUCCCAUUUGAAGACAAUUUGUCAACAAUUUUGACGCCGAUUAUAGUACAAAUGGAAAAAAACAUGUGUGCAUCGCCAUUUGGAUCAAGUUUAACACUUACCGCGUAAAAAUCAAACUCCAAUUUCGCUUUUGUCUUUUACCUGCUAUUUUCAAAAGGUCUUAGGACUUCUACUGCUAUCGUUGUAGACUGUGAACGCAAGCCGCGUAAAAGUGCUACCUCCGUAAAAUACCGUAUUCGCACACAGGGUUCCCACGCACCUUAAAAGACGUUGAAUUUUAAAAUAAAAAUUCAAGGCCUUGAAAGUUCUUGAAAAUUGUAGUCGGUGCUGGAAACUCCUUGAAAAUCCGUACUACCUUUACCCAAUCCAGAUUCUCAAGUAACUAAAAGGAGCAAACACGGAAAGACCCUCAGGAUAAAGUUGCUCAUGUUUUGGAAGAACUGAAAAAGACAUAGAUUGAAGGCUCUUUUUCGCACUGAAUGGAGUCCUUGGAAAAUGGGAAAUGUGUUCUUGAAAGUCCUUGAAAAGUCCUUGAAUUUUUUCGUUCAAAAAUGGGUACGUACCCUGCGGGCGGUACAUUCGUCGCAGUUCGUUUUGGUAAUGUUUGUUUUUGUUUUUGUUUUUGUUUUUUUCUUUAUCUUUUUAGCGUCUAACUUGCUGCUGGUCUUUGUUACUGAGUUUCCUGUGUGUCAACAUUGCCUGGUAUAGACCCAGGUCUGAGGUAUGUUAUUUUGAGUAUUCAGUGUUUUAGUGAGUGCAGCAAAUUCGGUUAUGGUCAGCUUGUCUGCAACUAAGUUACUUGUUACCAGGUUAUAUCCUCAGUUCAAUCACAUUAAGUCGUUGUAACGUUUGAGUCUAUUGGUGAAAUCCUAAAGUGUGACCAUUUAAAUGAAAGCUACUGAACAGUACUUUCCUGUGGUACUGUUUAUUAUGCUGUACACGGUGGUUCUAACUUUUGAGUCUGUGGGUGAAAUCCUUUAAAUGACAGCUACUGAGCAGUACUUUUCUGCAAUGCUUUUGUUUAUGCUCUACAAGAUGGUUCUGACUUUCGAGUGCUAAGAGAAAAUCCUUGAGUGUGACCAUUCAGUUGAAAGCUACCGAACAGUACUUUCCUGUAGUACUGUGAGGUAUAUACUUAAACACAGAGUUAACCUAAAACAGCAAUAUCCUUGUGACAUAGCCCCUUUAACAAACUGUUUCCCUAGGAUCUCCUCUCCAAUUUGUCUCAUGAGAUACCAACGUUUCUGAGGUGCCUUUACGUUUGUCUUUCGACCCCUUUCGUAGGCGAUCUUUGUUAUCACUUGUCUUGAUAUCUUGCCUGAGGUUUAGUCACCUCUCUAGCGUAUGGCAAGUAUAAUAUAUACAACUCAACUCUUUGUUUUAUGUUUCUGCUUUCAACUUCUGCCAGGUUCCUGAAGUGCUGGGAAUUUUGGACCUCAAUAUAGAGAGCAUUCUGGUUGGGAUCAUGUGCAGUGUUCUUGUACUACCCGUUAAUCUGUUAUGGAUCUUCCUCUUCAGAUACAGUAGGGUAAGUAGUCCUUUUGUCGCGUUAACAAAUAGAUUACACUUAAUGUAAGUGAACAUGAUCUUCGCAGUAGAAUAAACAAGCUAAAGUAAGCUGUUGAAAAAGAACCUGAAAAAUUUCAUGCUUGACGGGGAUUCGAACUCCGGCCUUUGCGAUUACCGGACGCAACGCUCUAUCCAUUAUCCUCCGUCCAUGGGCGCAUUCGAAGUAUAAGAUCAUGAAUGAGGAAAAAAAAACUUCAUCAAAAGUCCAAAAAUACAUUUUAAAAUCUGUAGGUUUUGCUGACUGAUUUGUGGGACGUACGAGAUAUUUUAAAUUCGCGCCAAACACGUUCUAAAAAUAAACUGUUUAGUAAAACGCCGUGACACAAGUAAAGUUGCUUUCUACAGGUUAUGGGCUCGUGAAACCAGGGUCAAGCGCAACUUGCCACGCAAUAGCAGUGAAGAAAAGCUAGCUUUGUGCUUGUAGCUGUUAGAAGAUUUGUUUCUAAUUGCGGCGAGUUUGUCGCUUGGAGAUGGAGUAAUCUGUUGCCCUUUUGGGUUCACUCGGAUAAUUCUGCAUGUUGUAUAAUUCUUUUUUACUUCUUCAGAAUUUAUCCUUUUUAUUCAUUUUAGCGGUCAUUUAAACGCCGUGUGAAGGUUUAUCCAAUCAGCGAGCAUCAGACAGAGACGUCUGAACUUCCUUCUUCAUCAGGUAUUUUGUGAGGGUUUGGGGUAACUGACCACCUACCCCUCCCCCAAGUCAACAUUAGCACUUACUUCUCACUUAGGGAAAAAUAGUGACUUAGGGGAUGGUAGGUGAUCAGUUAACCAGAAACCUCAAAUGAUCCACUGAUUUGUGUAUUUCUUUAGCCCCUUCACUUGUUAACUACGUUAUCGCAAGAUUAUUUGUCGCUAUAACGUUUCAAUCUAUGGAAAAAAUCCUAUGGUGUUACCAUUCAAAUGAAACCUCUUCAGCAGUACUUUCACAUGGUACCAUUCAUUUAGUAUGUUGUUCUAACUUUUGAGUUUGUGGACCAAAUCCUAUGGUGUUACCAUUCAAAUGAAACCUCUUUAGCAGUACUUUCACAUGGUACUGUUUAUUUAGUCUGCUCUAACUUUUGAGUCUGUGGAUGGAAUCUUGAGGUGUUACCAUUCUAAAGAAACCUCUUCAGCAGUACCUUGUGAAAUGAAACCUCUUUGGCAGAGCUUUUGAAUGGUACUGUUUAUUUGUAGGGAUUUUGGAGGAUAUUGCUGUUUUGGGUCAAUUCUGUCCUGAAGUCGUUACUUAGUGCCUUAACUCAUACACGAAAUGCUCCUGUAGCGUUAUAAAGAAACAAGUUUCACCAGGGAGCACUGACCAUAUUAAGUUUUUUGGUGAUUUUUGCAGUCACAUCAUUAAAACUGGAUAAAAUUGGCCUAACGUUAUCAAGUUUGAAUCCAUAUCCAUCCUUGCCAUCCGCCGCAACAGACGCCAGAGAACAGAUUUAGUGCCUAAAUAUAGUCUUAAGUAACAAAACUGAAGCAUUAUUUUUGGAAUUCAAUUGAUACGAAAAACGUUUAAGCUUUAAAAAAGAUAGCAAAUAGCGUGACGUAACCCCUUCAAAUAAACGUAGUGGGUAAAAACAUUUUCAAAUGGAACAGGGAUCUUGGUUCAUUCAGCUUUCCUUUCUUCUCGACAGUCGAGUGUAGAAAGGUUCCAGCUGAAUUGAGAGCCAGCCUGGGGGAGCCUGGACCCUAUAUCAGCCCCAGGCUUACAGUAAUAAAACAGUUUUCAGUUUUUCGAAGUUAUCGUUGUCAAAAACUGUUGUACACUUUUCUUUCUCAAACAUUUCUUUGCUAGCUUGCACUUUUAGGUCAAAAAAUUAUAUUUCUGUUACAUUAGAAAGGCUUACUUUUAUAAUGAAUUCGUCAUUUUAAAACCGAGGAGGAAAAACUGAGCCGAGUUUACUUUCGCAAAGACGUCUAGUAUUGUUACUUGGGACAGAGAAGAAAAUUGGCCAAUAGCUGACUGGCGCGUCCCCAGUUACGAUCCCACAAACACUUGCGGGACGCAUUUCGGCUCCAGUUCCUUUUUCGUUUCUAAAGUGGCGGAUUGAUGUACGAGUAAAUCUUGAUACAGAAAUGUCCUCGUUUACUUGAAGCCUUUUUUCCUUGGUUUCAGUGCUGAGGCUCGAUAAAAUCUUCGCGCCAGAUCUCUGUAAUAGGGAUUUUACUAUCCACGACGCGCCGGCAGCGAAAACGUUGCUUCAAAAAUGAAUUGGCGUUCUUUUGGUCUUUAUUGCGAUUAUUCCAACUCACAUACUUUGUCAAAAGUAGGUGAACCCUCCCGGAGUUGAAUUUCUUAGAACCAUAUUCAAGUUUUAGUUUACGUCCUCCUUGAAAAGUAAAAUUAGGCAUUUUCACAUCGUAGUCGUGCAAAAACGGCAAAGAAAUGUACAAAUAAGUGAGAUGCACGUGCAGAGUUGUUGUUUUGCCUACUAAACCUACUGUUGUUUUUGACGUUCUCGUUGCCGUCGCGUUGUGGGAUCUUAAAGUCUCCAGUAUUUACCGUUGCUCGCUUGUAAUCGCUUUUACAGGUCUACUGCUCAUGCCUGUAUUUUAACUAUGAUAAAUAUCAAUCACAUUUUCAACUUCUUAUUCUUUUUUUUCUCUCUCUUUUGUCCUUAGUGCUUGACCAAUCCCUAGAAACUGUUCUGUUCUUGAAGAACAUUGGAGAGAGGCGGUGGCUUCAAACUUCACGAGGGAUUGUAAGAUUGUCCUUUAAUUUUUGUUCUUAAAUAAUAAGAAAUUUCUUUAUCGGUGCUGUUCAUGCAGCAACACGAACAUUGUUCAGAACAAUAGGGGGGGGGGGGGGGUGGCGUGUUCAUUGUAAUGUGGAGUUCAAAUAGGCUACUAAAUAACGCAAUUUUUGUCAUUUCUAGCAUUCACCAACUGGCCUUGGAGGUAAAAGGAAAAAGCAAAAUAACCCGGUUUUAAUCUAUCCGUACAAGAAGAAAAAACAAAACAGAAUUUUACACAUUAAUAGAUCCCCGAGUAGUAAUAGGUGCUCAUAUAUAAGGGUAAAGGUUUGUUUGCAGUGGAAAGUGCACUUAGCUUAUCCAGCUAGUUUACAGGCACUCCACUUCAAAUACCUACAAACAAUUAAUAUAAUAUAACCUAACAAGAUAAAAAACCUCAACCGGCAGGAGGCAACCAGUUUGCUAUUUACUAGGAUGGACGAGGGCUUGAUUACGGAACGACCGAGAAAAAAUCCAGCAAUUGGCCAGAACGGGACACGAACCGACUCGGGCGGGGCCGCUGGAUUCCGGGUUCGACGACGCGCUGACCACUCGGCCACGCCGCCUCAUGCUCCCUCUCCCCACCCAUCGUCUUCCCAGUCACCUUUUAUGGGCCUUUAUGGCGACAUAUUUGUUAAGUCCAUGAUACUGUGUGAUAAUAGUGAACUUACGCAACAGGACGUGAGAGAAAAGAAGACGGCAAACCUUGUGUGACAAGCGUGACAAUAAUUUUGUUGGAACAAAAGUUCCUUCAAACUUCACUUUCCUUUAAACAGAUUUAUUCGUUAAUUACCAGAAAACAUAUCGUUAAGUGAAGAUAACGACAAAACAUGCAAGCAAUAGCCCUGUCGCGUUUGUCACACACAAGCGUUUUGCUGUCCUCUUCUUUCUGCCGCCUUGUUACGUAAACUCACUAAUGUGCCGCGAUCACCUGCGAUAUAGCCGCCGGUAAUGCCUGGGAUACUGUUGCGAUUUAAAAGAGGCCAUGCUAGUCUUUACCGCCGGCAUGCAUGCGAAGUUAAGUCGAUAUCAACUUGGCUGGCGUGCCAGCGGUGAGGACCAUUCAAGUUUCUUGUUGCUGGCGUUGUAUAUUCUCAUAUUUUGGAACAGUAUAGGCGAAUCUCUGAUGACGUUAUUGUUAACAUUUUUUGAUCAUGAGCGUACGAGUUUACCCAUGAAAGGCGUCACCGUAUGCACAAUUGAAUGCAAAAGUUGAAAUAGUUAGUUAAUUUGAGCAAUUUGUGCAAUUUUCCGCUCUUUGCAAGUAACAAUUCAGGAAAAAGCAGUCAUCGAAAGCUGAGAAAUUGCUGGGGGAAAAAAAACGUUAAUGGGCUCAUACAUUGUUUAUAAAGUUUUGAGUUUUUUAAAUUUUUCCGAAACUAUCCGUAUAUCGGGUUCAAAUUUUUACAGAUAACUGAAAUUGUUAUGCUCUUUUGAUAUUGUGUUUUUGAUAGCUUGAUAAGAGAAUGAAAGGCAUAGGCUAAUGAAGAAAAAAACACAAAGAUUCGCCUAUAUAUACCAGGCAGUUCCGGCGGCUAUGUCGCAGGUAGAUUGGCGGAAAUAUGAGAACCGGGCUUAACAACAGGUCUCUUGUUUCAGGAUGCUGAGCUGUCCACUAAAGAUUCCCUUCUCUGUCAUCCCGGUGAUUCCCUUAGGCGCCGUUCUACCACCGCCUUGGAGUCUUCCUCAGGUGCGUGUCAUUGAAACUCAUGACAAACGACGUAAAAAACUUAUUACCAGGGGUUAAUUUAAUAAAGCUUUUACAAGUGUAAUUUACAAGUAUAGCCAUUGUUUUCAGACUCUAAAACAAUGGCUACUCUUGUAAAUUGAAUGUGUAAAAGUUUCAUCAAAUUUAAGCCCAUCCUUAUGCGCCACUUCCACAUUUCCCAUCAUGCACCUUAUUUGCUCUCCAAAAUUUUGCAUAACCUUUGUCUUUCAUUUCUGCUGGGUAUUACAGCCGUCCCAAUAGAAAUUGAAAACAAUGCUUAUGCAAAAUUUGGGGGGCAAAUGAAGUGCAUUGUGGGAAAUGUAGAAGUGGCGUAUAGCGCACGUCACCACUUAAUAAACGAGAGGGGAACUGGAGCCGAAAUGUGUCCCGCUGGGAUCUGGGAUCUGGGAUCGUUACUGGAAACACGAAGGUCAGCUAUUGGUCGGUUUUCGUCCCUGGCUCUAGUAACAGUCCCAGAAGUCUUUGCGAAAAAAUAACUCGGCCCAGUUUCCCUCUCAAGUGUCGAACAGAGAGUAAGGACCUCUUCGUUUUCCGUUUGCCAAUGUAGGACAUGUGAUGUUAUUCUUGAGACCUAUUUUUUCACUUUUGUCUCAGUCACGUGCAUAUGUGCACAUAAUUUAUGAAAAGAAAAAGAACAAAUUUAUUUUAGGUAUCACGUGACCUACAUACAUCCCACAUCAAAACAUAAAAGCAGAAGAGGUCUAUUAAUGUUUUGAGGUAGCGCCAGAUCAUCCGACCGGCUUACGCGCUAGAAAUUAAGAGAUAAAAAAGGAGUUGUGCCACCAGAUUUAUCAAAAACCAAACAGUGGGAAGUGCCGCCAAAUUUAGUGACAAUUUAAAAUAACCGCUCGAAAAGUUAAAGGAAUGUAUAAGUAACACAGCAAAUAGAAAAGGAAACAUGGAUGGACAAACUUAAAGAAGAUUGAAACGGAUUGUAAUUGUGGUUUUUGAAAACUUGUGAGCCUAACAGUUUUUCAAAGUUCAUUCGUGUUGUUUGUAACUAUUGAUAUAUUGAUAUGCUUGGGAGACAUAUUUUGUUUGACACCAAGCUGUGAUUUUGUUAUUCACAGACCGUCCACAGGUAACUUCUCAAGUUUUAAAGCGAGUUGGCACGCAUAACUCGCAUUGUCGACAAAAAGAACUAGACAGCUAUGACAGAGCCCCUUUAACCCUAAGAGUGAUCAGCAUCAAAUUUCUCCUUGUAAUAUCAAUGCUUGUAAAACAGAGUGGUCAUGACAAUUACGGAACGUCUCCCCAUUAUUUCGGUAGGAAAUGAAUAGGGGCUAAAAAUGAGAAUUCAAAGUUUGAUCUUAGGGUUUAAAGGGUAAAGAUCUGAACAGUUUUUAAAACGUAAUUUCUCUGAUCCAUUGGAAAAUUGUGAUCGGUUUGUUAAACGAAUUCGUUUUCUGUAACAGAUGGAAUAAGCCUUGGCUACAACACAGGAAACGACAGCUUAAGCUCGAAUCCACAUUUGCCAAUUACAAGCGCCGGCCUCACCGAGACGGUUGAUUUCCUCGCUGCGCUGGCACCCACUAGAAAAAAGCUGUCCGUGGACUUGGAAAAACAAAGCGUCGUCAGCGUCUGCGUGUCAACUACAGCGUCGGAGGGCAGGGGGCCGUACUAUUCAAGGUUCAAUCUGCCGCAUGUCUGUAACUACGUAGCUUGGUUCGGGUGUCUGCUGACAGGCGGUAUUGCUGGUUGGUUCACUAUAUGGUUUGGUCUAAGGUAGGUGAAGAAUUUACACGAUAUUAGGGACUUUAAGCAAACCGCAACGGCGACCUCUACAACGGCGGUCAAGGAUGCGGAGUCCUUGAGAAAGUACGUCACCGUAGCCAGGCAAAUUUCAACUUUAAGGAAGCGGCACCCAAACAGUGACAGCAUGGUUUCCCCUGGUAUUUGCUUUCGCUGUUGGUAAAACGAAAGGAAGACGUAAUUACUGGAAAACCAGAAGUGUCAAAUACUGUCUUCAUAAAGAGAAAAACAAUCUAUGAUAGGUUUUAAAACCAGUCCGUGAUGGUAAAAAAUAGGUCUUCACGUUCUAGGAUUUGGCGCUACGCGAAAGAUCAUUUCCACGCAUGCGCACUGCGUCGUUUUUGGGCUUUUUAACUUCCGGCCGCCGUAGGUCCCUAUUAUCAACGGAUCACUAUUACGAAAUUUGUCGCGAAUUUUUCAUUAUUUACAAAAUUGCGUUGGUAACGUUCAGUACGUCUCUUGGCCAAGUCAAGAUGGCUUCAAGGAUUUAAAAUGCUAUGAAUUAAAAUAUCACGGCGUUAACAGACCCUUUGAAAACCUAAACGCACGAAAGAGCACAUCAAGAAGGAUUCUAUCAGGUACUUUGUCGAUAAAUUCUGAGAAUUAUGGACUUGAGCCAAAAUUUAAGCUGUAUUCUUUUCAGUGCUUAGAAUUCUCGAUCGGUACAAUAAACGUGCCGAAAACCCACAAUUCCUAAUUUGGACAUAACGCUCGUGAAAUUAUUCCCUAAUUUCACCCGUCACCAUUUGAUUGUACACGCUAAUCUGUAAAGAAUCCACACUAAGUUUUUGUCGAGAGUCUUAUUUAUUUUCUCCUUUUUCAAUUUUCGACAACUUUUUAACCGAUAAUGUCAUAAUACACAGUAGUUGAUGAAUUCAUAGAAAGACCACCGCCCUGACGGCACUCUCUAUUAUCUCCAGUCUUCCUCUGUCGUAAAAUGAAAAAGAACAGCACCCAAUUUUGGCUACAAGAAUUACUGAGCGUUUAUAUGCCCUAAGAGUAUUACUGAGGAUUUAUUGUCCUUCAAAGUCCUGUUCUUGGUGGUAGAUGAUCCUUAUUCUUGGUUUGCAACCACGUGACAAGGCGGCCAUGUUGGGGGUCAAUACAAUAGAAUUUUUUUUUCUCGAAGCAUUUACAUAAAAAUAGAGUUUAGUUCAGAGAAGUUAAAUGCUUUUGUUCUUGACCACCAACAAUGCCGCUGUGGCGUCACAUGCAAACGAGCAAUGUUUUUUUCCCCCUCUUUCUUGCAGUUUUGGUCCGGACAUGUCCAUUCGAUGGUUGCAGUCUCUGUGUUUCUCCCUGCUGGAGUCAAUCCUUAUUUCUCAACCGAUCAUGGUACUCUUAUUUAUUUUCUUGAAUUUGUUUGCUUUAUUCGAUGGCGCUUUUUCUUCUGAGUGUUGAAAAAGCUAAGUCCCGAUUACACGAGCAAGCGUCCUUGACAAGGAAACAUUUGCUUGUGUGUAUGACAAAAAAAUUGAACAAGUUUUAUCUUCGCUAUGGUUAAUGUACCUUAAGAGAGAAAAAGCAAUCCCGAAGUGAACUCGAAGUAAAUGUAGGAAGCCAGUAACAAAAAGCGCGGGAAAAAGCGUGCGGAUUGUUUUUGGACUUUACACUGAUUGGUGAAUAAUAUGGCGUGAGAUUUGUGAUCCAAUCAAAAAGCGAUCGCCGAAUCACUUUUCUUACUGAAAACAGCUGUGUAGUUUCAAUGCUUGAUGAUUCUUCAAGUUAAGUUUGAUCUAUUGAUUAAAAUUUGGAUGGUUAAGCGUUAAAAACAUGGGUAAUCUACCGUUUAGGUCUUUCUCUACAAUAGACGUUAUUCACGAUACCCGCCAUCUUACACACGCUUAGGGACUAGUAGGAUAAAAUCAAUGUCACGUGGUUUUUCGGGGGCGGGUGUGCAAACAACUGAUAAAAUCUGCCAAUAUGGGGGAAACGCGGUCGAGGUUGUUUUUUCUAGACAACAAAAAAAAAGAAGUUUUAAUCUUAAAGGCGAUAAUGAGAAAUUAUGGGUGGAAGUGUUCAUUGCUACUUUUUUAAAUGCAGUUACGACCGUAAAUGUCCUCACAGCAAGCAAUAAUGACUCAAACUGUACAUUUUGCAAGACCAAAAUCGUCGUCUCGUUUUUGAGACAGAGAAUAGGGACUUUAAGAUCCAACGAAGCGACGGCAACGAGAACGUCGCUGAAAAAGUGAAUUUGCGUUCUUUCAGUCUUUAUCGCGCGAUUACUUCUACCCACCUAGUUUGCCAAAUGUAAGCGAACCCUCCUGAACUUGAAUUCCAAGGGACCAUAUCCAAGUUCAGAAAGAGAAAUAUAUUUCGUCGUUUGUUGUUUACGUUCUCCACAAAACGCAAAAUUAUGCAUUUUCACGUCGUAGUCGUGCAAAAACGGAAAAGAAAUGUACAAAAAAUUGUGACGCAUGUGCGAAGUUGUUGUUUUGCUUAUUAAACCUAUUGUUAUUUAGACGUUCUCGUUGCCUUCGCGUCGGUGGAUCUUGAAGACCCUAACGUUUUUUCGAUCUUUGGCAGGUUUUGCUGUUUAUUUUGUUAAUGGCACGUCGGUUACAAUUGAGAAAAGAGGAAGAAUCAGAUGAAGGCUUCGAGGAUUUGUCAACAUCCGCUCUGCACGAAAUACACUAUGGACACGUAAAUGAAGGAUUUAAGGACGAAUCCAGCAGAUCAGAAAACGAUUUAGACCCAGUAAGUAAUUGA